This is a messenger RNA of Erythranthe guttata (spotted monkey flower), 1146 nucleotides long. The record is from RefSeq and is a predicted model, not a curated record. Lineage: Eukaryota; Viridiplantae; Streptophyta; Magnoliopsida; Lamiales; Phrymaceae.
AUGGCUACUGCUGCAGUGACUGAUGAUUUCCGCCUGCCUAGUGUUAAUUAUACCGCAAGCAUUUGGGACGAUACCUUCACUUCAUUUUCGUUGGACGAUCGGAUAUACAAUCAUCGAUCAAUAUUGAAAGUAUAUAUUGCAGGUGUUUUCGACAAGUUUAAGGGCGAAGACAACAAAUUCAAAGAAACCCUAAAAAGUGAUGCUAAGGGAUUGUUGAGCUUAUACGAAGCUGCACACUUGAGAAUUCGUGGCGAAGAAAUCCUGGAAGAGGCUGCGGCCUUCGCAACAUAUCAUCUCAAUCUUAUGUUAGAUGAUGAUGAUCAACAAUUAUUAUUAGAGUUUCCAUUACUUGAGGAACAAGUGAAGCGGGCGCUACAGAACCCACUUCAUAGAGGCGUUCCAAGAAUAGAAACCCGUCAUUUUAUUUCAUUUUACGAAAAAGAUGAGUCGAGGAGUGAACUACUUCUCCGACUAGCCAAACUGGAUUUCAAUUAUUUGCAGAAUAUCUACAAGAAAGAGCUCUCCCAACUCUCCAGGUGGUGGAACGAAUUGAACCUGAUGCCAAAACUGCCGUACGCGAGAAGUAGAGUGGUGGAAUCCUACAUUUGGGCGACGGCUUUUUGUUUCGAGCCUCAGUACUCCGAUGCUCGAUUAGCAGCUGCUAAAACCUUGCAAAUGCUUACACUUAUCGAUGAUACAUACGACAAUUAUUCCACGAUUGAAGAAGCCGACCUUUUCACCCACAUUAUCCAAAGGUGGAAUAUUGACGAAAUCGAGGACGACGACGAUAAAAUCCCCGAUCAUAUAAAAAUUAUUUGCGUGUUUACUUUUAGCAUGUACGAAGACUACGAUCGUGAAGCAGCCAAACGAGGAAAAUCUUUUGCAGCUCCUUAUGCCAAAGAAAGUGUGAAACACUUAUGUAGGGCUUACAAUAAAGGGCUAAAGUGGUGCAUGGGAGGAGAAAAUAGUAAUAUGCCAAGAUUUGAAGAUUACAGUGUGAAUACAGUAAUCACAAGCUGCCUGUAUGUUUUCUGCUCAUGGAUGAUGCCGGGUAUGAGACACGUGUCGUCAAAAGAAACCGUUGAUUGGCUGAUGAGCGACCCUAAGAUUAUUGCAGCUUCUGCUAAGGUGUGCCGCUUUUUGGAC